CGGACUUGCUAAAUAUAAGCAUACCAAAGAAUUGACCCAGACAAUCAAAUUUAAAUACUUCUUUCCUAUUAAUCAACUGUUGCAAACAUUUGCAAACAAAGAUUUAGUUUUUAUUUCAGAUAAAUUUAUUGUUGAGAAUUCUGAACCAUGUUUUACUAUUGCAUACUCAAGCAUUGUUGAUAAUGAAAACCCUAACUGCGAAUUUGACUUGAGCAAUGUUCCCAUAACUAUUCCUUAUAAAACAAUUCAAUAUAAUUCUGUCACUGGUAACUCUGAUAUUAAAAUGAACAUGACAAUUAUCUACUCGCUUAAUUCGUCUAGGUUUAAAUAUUUAGACCAUUUACAUUCUAAUUCUGGCAAGAUGAUGAUUGAGGCCACUAAUAUCGAUUAUCUAAAAACCUCAUCUAUCAAUAUUAGCAGAUCUGAAAGUUCUCGCUCAACAAUAUCGGAUGCACUAUUAAUAAUCGAUAUUAUUGAUGAUGAUAUUGAUUCUACUAUAACAAAGGCACCCCAAGAUCAUAAAGAAUAUUAUACUACUAAUGCCAACAUUGAAGCUAUUGUAUUCUAUGAUAGUAAAAAAUAUCAUACUAUUAUUGAAGAUUAUAAAAGUGAUGAGAAGCAAUUUGAUUAUGAAAAUGGUAAUGAGAGUGAUGAUGAAAAUGCUAUAGGAAUCACCACCUAA
Dentiscutata heterogama is the source of this 682-nucleotide messenger RNA. The record is from the annotation of a GenBank genome assembly. Lineage: Eukaryota; Fungi; Glomeromycota; Glomeromycetes; Diversisporales; Gigasporaceae.